AUGUCGUCUGCUAGUUUGGACAUACUGUCUUUAACAGCAGUCAAAGAUACCAGUGAUGAUUCCUCAGUUAGUGAAUUGUCAGACAUCUUGAACUUUUCCAAUGUCAGUUCUUCUGAUCUAUCACCUUCAGUUGAACUACGAUGCAAACGCUACUCUCCAAACCCAGAUUCAGCAGAAAAAAAAGACUUGCGUGGCAGACGUAAAACACGCAUGGCACCACAACCACCAGGACAUGGUAUGAGGAGAUCUGUGACUGACAGCGGAUUGAGUCGUAGCAGGAGUUUUAACUCAGACAAGACUAGAAAUCAAGUCAUAAAACAAGCGUCUACAGACUCUGACAGUCAAGUCUCACAAUAUUUGGACUUGGACAAUAAUAAUAAAAAUGAAAAAGAGACUCCUUCAUCUCUAAGAGGUGUGCCCAGAGACAAAUCUAGGUUUAAGGCUUUGAAAGACGCUUUACGUUCUCCAAGACAUAUCAGGAAAAAUUCUCGUCAAGAGAAGACCCUCCAAAACAGUCCAAGUCCUAGUUUAAGUAAAUUUCGUGUGAAAAGGACUCCUGUAACUAUUGUGUCAGAAAAUUUAACUUUUGGAAUAUUAUCAGACUAUGUUAAUAAUGAAUGUGAAUUUGAGAUAUUUCAUGCUUAA
This is a messenger RNA of Lottia gigantea (owl limpet), 645 nucleotides long. RefSeq lists its product as hypothetical. NCBI's taxonomy places the organism in Eukaryota, Metazoa, Mollusca, Gastropoda, Lottiidae. The transcript has 2 exons. The coding region runs from base 1 to 645 and encodes 214 amino acids. The record is from RefSeq and is a predicted model, not a curated record.